Molecule: messenger RNA, 4096 nt
Organism: Myotis brandtii (Brandt's bat)
Lineage: Eukaryota; Metazoa; Chordata; Mammalia; Chiroptera; Vespertilionidae
Gene: KIF14
Product: kinesin family member 14
Exons: 27
Coding region: 89-4096 (1335 amino acids)
Biological process (GO): microtubule-based movement
Cellular component (GO): microtubule; kinesin complex
Molecular function (GO): microtubule binding; ATP hydrolysis activity; ATP binding
Source: RefSeq, a predicted model, not a curated record
GAAACCGAUCGGCUGGACGUCAAAGGAGCAUCCAGAGCAGAGCUUAGAGUCUUCAACGACAUCCUUUUAAGAGUAACUCGCGGCCGCCAUGUCAGUCUACACGGCACAGCGAGGGCACAGCAGCGGCCUCCCCGGCGCUCCUGCUUCCCAGAGGAGCUCAUCACCAGACGGCCUCGGCCUGGGGAGCAGCCGGAAGCAGCUGUCCAGCUCGGACGUGUCCGAGCGUGAAAACGACGACCCGUUCCUGAGGUCCGCAAGGAAACUCAGAGACAUAAACAGCACCUACGUGAUCUCCGCCUGUAAGGCCCCUGGAGAUACGCCCCUGACCCCUAACCCUGCGGGUAGACUGACCCUUCAGAGGAGAGUUACAAGAAACAAAGAAUCAUCGUUGCUUGGGAGUGAGGUGGGAGAGUCAUCUGAAAGAAAGACAGAAACUCGUCUUAAGUUACAACGUUGCGUCCGAGCAGAUUCCGUGGACAGGCGGACAACAGCUAGAGCAGAUUCAACGACACAGAGCGUGGGAGGGGCUGCAGCAAGUGAUGGUGCUUCACGGGACACCAGUAGGAAGGUAAGGAUUGUCAGUAACGAGAAAAACUCCCCUGUUGCAUCGUCUGCACCCUCAGCUGAAGAUAGUGACACUGGACUGGUGGCCGAUGAAAAAGACAGAGGAACAUUUUCUGCCCUCAGGGGAGCAAACGACAGCGUGACACGUGAGUACUUCAGUCAUAGCACGCCCAUCCGUCCCCAGAAAGAGGCUGAGGAGGCUCGACCAGGACGCUUGGCCACGAAACCCUUUCAGAGCCCGUUGGACGUCAGAGCGUCGGGAACAGGAAGCUGGCACCACAGAAAUCUUGGGGAGGAUGUUGCGAAAAACAGAACUGAGUUUGAAAGCUUAGGGAAAGGGACGCCUGCGAAACGCACUGCAGGGCACACGUGGACCCCACGGCGCGGCACGCCUCAGCCUCAGAGCGCGGCGAUGUCCACCCUGAGACCCAGGACGCCCAGCUCCCAAGGUCAACAGAAGCCCAAACGCUCUCUUUUCGCAAAUAAAAGGGAAGGGUCAUGCGAGCAUACGCUUCCUCCCACGGAGGAGGCUGCGGCUCAGAGGGCCUCCACAGAGAGGGACCCCUUAAAAGCGGAGAACAGUCAGGUGACGGUGGCGGUCCGCGUGAGGCCCUUCAGCAAGAGAGAGAAGGACGAGGACGCGGCCCAGGUGGUCUUCCUGGACGGGGAGGAGAUCGCUGUGCGGCACCCGGACCUGAGACAGGCGUACAGCUUCCUCUACGACGUCUCCUUCUGGUCCUUCGAGGAGUGCCACCCGCGCUACGCCAGCCAGGCCGCCGUGUACCAGACGCUGGCGGCCCCGCUCCUGGCCCGCGCCUUGGAGGGCUACAACGCCUGCCUCUUCGCUUACGGGCAGACGGGCUCCGGGAAGUCGUACACGAUGAUGGGAUUUGGUGAAGAACCAGGAAUCAUCCCAAGAUUCUGCGAAGACCUAUUUGCUCAAGUGGCCAAACACCAAACCCAGGAGGUCAGGUAUCACCUGGAAGUGAGCUUCUUUGAAGUUUAUAACGAAAAAAUCCACGACCUGCUGGUGGGCAGAGGCGACGGCAGGCAGGGGAAGCAGGCGCUGAGGGUCCGAGAGCACCCCGUCUCCGGGCCGUAUGUCGAAGCUCUGGCCCCCGGCCUCUCCUCUCCCCCGCAGGGCUGGCUGCAGCUGGGGAGCAAGCAGCGGGCCACGGCAGCCACCGGCAUGAACGACAAGAGCUCCCGCUCGCACUCGGUGCUCACGCUGCUGCUGACCCGCACCCAGACGGAGCUGGUGGACGGGGAGGAGCACGACCACACGGUGACCAGCCGCAUCAGCCUGGUGGACCUGGAGGGCGUGAGCAUCAACAAGUCCCUGCUGACCCUGGGCAAGGUCAUCUCGGCGCUGGCGGAGCACGGGGGCCGCCGCAGAGCGUUCAUUCCCUACCGGGAGUCGGUCCUGACCUGUCGGGCGUCUUCUUAUCGAUAUUUAGAGUUGAAAGCAGAAAUUGAGAAGCUGAAAGCUGCUCAAAGAAGCCGUCAGAACAUCGACCCUGAGCGGUACCGGCUCUGUCGGCAGGAAAUCACAUCCUUGCGAAUGAAGCUGCACGAGCAGGAGCGAGCGAUGGUGGAGAUGCAAAGAGCGUGGAAAGAAAAAUUUGAACAGGCCGAACAAAGAAAACAUCACGAAAUCAAGGAGUUACAGAAAGCAGGAAUCACCUUCCAAGUGGACAACCGCCUGCCGAACCUGGUCAACCUGAGCGAGGACCCGCAGCUGUCGGAGACGCUGCUGUACGUGAUCCAGGAGGGCACCACCGCGGUCGGGAAGCGCGGCCCCACCUCCCGCCCCGACAUCCAGCUGUCCGGGGCGCUGGUGGCCGACGAGCACUGCACCAUCAGCCACGUCGACGGGACCGUGAGCAUCGCCCCCGUCGGGGAGGCCAGGACCUACGUGAACGGGACGCACGUGUUGGGGCCCACGGUGUUGCACCACUUCGCCAAGAACGAGUGGCUGGCGGCCCAGCGAUCGCAGCUGGAGGCGGAGAUCCAGGAGGCGCAGCUGAGGGCGAAGCAGGAGAUGCUGCAGGGCAUCCAGGUGGCCAAGGAGGUGGCGGAGCAGGAGCUGUCCUCGCAGAGAGCCGCCUUCGAGGGCAGGAUCGAGGCCCUGCAGGCCGAGCUGAAAGAAGAGUCUCAGCGGAAGAGGCUGCAGGAGAUGAGUAACCAGAAGGCACAUCUCCGCAUCGAGGAGCUGGAGAGGGCGAAGCAGCGGCUGGAGCAGGAGGUGCAGGCCAACCGGAGGCGCCUGCAGCUGGAGAGGCUGGCGGCCCAGCAGGCUCUGGAAGACCACAGCGUCCGCCACACGAGGAUCCUGGAGGCCCUGGAAGCCGAGAAGCAAAAAAUCGCUCAGGAGGUGCAGGCGCUGCAGCAGAACCAGGGCAGCAGGGAUAGGGCUCCCCCAGUCCCGACGAGCUGGGGCUCCCUGAAGCUCUCCCUCAUGAUCCAGGAGGCCAAUGCCCUCAGCGGCCGCUCCCAGAGGCAGUACGUGUUUGGCAGACACGAGGCGCCCGACAGAGGGGGUGGCCCUGGCCCCCGGGUCCGGGUGCGGAACCUGCGGCUCGGCGUGUCCACCCUCUGGAGCCUGGAGAAGUUUGAGUCCAAGCUGGCGGCCCUGAAGGAGCUCGAAGAGAGUAACUGCCAGUGCGAGGACCUCUUCUGUGACCCCGAGGACGAGUGGGAGCCCGACCUCACGGACGCGCCCGCCGCCUCGUUCUCCAGGAGGAGGAGCAGGAGUUUGGUGAAGAACCGCAGGGUCUCCGGCUACUUGCACGACAUCCAGGCCCACGCGGCUCCGAGCCUGCCCUCCUCCCGCUCCUCAGGUGUGUGGUUGUCAGCGUCCUCGUCCUGCACGGAGGCGCUGCUGUUUCGGGGCACAGAGCGUGUUCCCCUCCCCGUCUGGUCUGUCCUUUCUUCGCCUCCCGCUCCUGCACCUCGUGCAUCUGACAAACGGGUCCCUGUCACCGGGCAGGGCUGCUCCUCAGACAUCCCGUCGAUGGUGACGGACGCGCAGAGAAGAGCCACCCAGGCCGUCCGACAGGCUGUGGCGUGUGCGGGGCAGCUGGCGGAGGAUCUCCUGGACGCCCUGUGGGACGGAGUCGGCGCGGGGGUGAGGCUUCUCAUCGACUCCGGACUCGAGCGGGCGGAAGAGCUGCGGCGCGAGCUCACAGGGCAGCACCCCCAGAGCGAGGUGGCCCAGCAGCUGCGCGCAAAGGCCGAGGCGCUGAUCGGGUGCCUGGAAACCAUCUUUGCCGAGUGGAGAACCACAAGCCCCCGCACGAGAGCGCAGGGAGAACCUCCCGGAGGCGGAGCCCUGAGGGAGACCGCUGAUCGCGCCCCGGAAAUACUGAAUUUAACGCGCUGCUUGGAGCAAACCAUUGAAGCUGUUGUUUCUGCCCUGAGAGGACGCCGCGGCGAUGGGGGCGCCCUCAGGACCUGCGUGGAGAGGGUCUGCUUCAACUUUUGUGGCAUCAAAAAUAGCCAGUACUGCGCGGCCGGCGUGGCUCAGUGGUGA